Molecule: messenger RNA, 2654 nt
Organism: Osmerus eperlanus (European smelt)
Lineage: Eukaryota; Metazoa; Chordata; Actinopteri; Osmeriformes; Osmeridae
Product: extracellular matrix protein 2
Exons: 10
Coding region: 289-2205 (638 amino acids)
Biological process (GO): extracellular matrix organization; positive regulation of cell-substrate adhesion
Cellular component (GO): extracellular matrix
Molecular function (GO): collagen V binding; protein binding; heparin binding
Source: RefSeq, a predicted model, not a curated record
GACAGCGAAGGAGCGCCAUCGCAACUUUCCUCCCCGACUUCAUUCCGACUUUUUGUGAAUCUUUCUCGGGGCCUUCUCUUUCUGAACAUGUUCUCCAUUCCAAGUCCUUUCUGUACUCUUUAGACACACUGCACUGGAAUUCAAACCGACUCGACUGGCUCUUUCCCUGGCAUUCUUUCUUGGAUUUGCUGUUUUCAACCGGGUUUCUCAGACUCGUCCAGUUUGGGUCUUGAAGGUUCCGGACGAAAGAGUGAAGACAUAACACAGUCCAGUCGACAUCAACACAGGAUGACGCAGAGGCUGAAGAUUUGGUUUGCGUGUGUGUGUGUGGGCGCCCUGAUCUCAACAGGGCAAAGUCUACUUGAUGCAGAACUUAAAGAGAGGGAUGCGGACACCGAGAACGACCUUGACACAAGCGACUCGCCUAGCGUGGACACGCUUGGAAAACAUGCUGCUGGGAUGACAGUUAAUGCUGAACUCACCCCUGACCUCGAGGCAGACAAGGAGGCCAAAAAGUCCCUGACGACUGAGACAGGAAGCCUGAGUUCCACCACAGCUAUCCCCUCCGAAGAGAGAGAGGAGCAGAGCUCACAAGCGGACGAAGAGGAAGGGAGAGCGACGGACAAGCAAACAAGCGACGCCGGGGAGCGGGAGGGUCGGAGGGGGAGAAGGGGAGCGUGGGGGAGGAGACAUGCUGCUACAGUAGAGGCUACAGCGUACAGAGUGGUUGGGUUAGGGCGCUCCCUGGAGGGUUGGAAGAGGCGAGGCGCGCGCGCAGGAUCUCCAGCUGCGGAGACAGGAGCCCUGAAAACGGUCCUGACAGAGAUGCACAGCGAGAAGAGCAAACUCUUGGAUGAGGAAAAGGGGGGGAAGCAGGAAGAGGAAGAAGAGGAGGAUGACGACGACGACGACGACGAGGAGGACGAUGACGAUGACGAGGAGGAAGAGGAGGAGGAAGAAGAGGAGGAGGAAGAGGACGAGGAGGAGGAAGAGGAGGGGACUGAGCCACCCACCAAUCAGACCGAGGCACGCAGCAGCUUCACAGAGACGCUCCCAGCAGCUUGCCGGACCUCUGGCGGACACAUGAACUGCAAAGGCGUGGGCAUGACUCACCUACCCAUCAUCACUGACCUGGGGGUCACGACCCUGGACCUGUCAGAGAACAACAUCAGUGUGAUCGCGCCUCGCGGUCUCUCAGGCCUGCCCAACCUGGAGGAGCUGGACCUGAGUAAGAACCAACUGGAUGAUAACUCCCUCAGCACUCACCUCUUUGCUAAUCUAACCCACCUGAAGAGGCUCUUCCUGGACGGUAACCAGCUGACCCGCCUCCCUCCGAUGCCCUCCUCUCUGGAGGAGCUCAAAGUCAACGCUAACAGGAUCAGCAUCCUCACUCCACACAGCUUCAAAGGGCUGUUCCACCUCCUGUCUCUGGAGCUGGAGGAGAACGGCCUCCAUGACGGCAACGUUUCACCUUUGACCUUCAAGCCCCUGAGGAGGAUGCAGUACCUCCGCUUGGACAACAACGGCUUCCGCUCCCUCCCCCUGGGCCUGCCUGCGUCACUGCUGGAACUACGGAUUCAGGAGAACCACAUCGAGGAGGUGACCGAGGAGGCACUGAAGAAGUGCGUCCGUCUGCGAGUUCUGGACCUCAGCCAGAACCUGUUGCAUGACGACAGUGUGGCCGCCGGCGCCUGGGUCCCGCUCGCGAAACUGGAAGCCUUGGAUCUUUCCCACAACCGUCUCACCUCCGUGCCGCUGUACCUGCCCAAACAGCUGCGUCAGCUCCUCCUGCAGAACAACGCCAUCGACCGGAUCCCCGCUCACGUGUUCCGCCACUUGCGCCCCGGCCUGGAGUCUCUUCGCCUGUCCCACAAUGCCCUGGGAGACGAGGCCAUGCAGCCCGUGUCCUUUUUCGGGCUCUACCGGACGCUCGCUGAGCUGCAAUUGGACAAUAACCGCCUGGAGGUGGUGCCUCGCUGCAUGUGCAGGUUUAAGAGGUUGCAGGUGCUGAGGCUGGACCACAACCACAUCAGGUCGGUGCCGCGGGCGGCGGUGUGCCACGUGCGGGUGGAGAGAGAGUCUCCUGUGGUCUCCCUGCACCUGGAGAACAACCUGCUGGACGUGGCCAACAUCCCCCCCAAAGCCUUCUCCUGCCUCCGAGACCCUCGCAGUGUGAUCCUGGAGCCCCAGCAGGCCCAGGCCUGAGGGGACUGGGGCUCACACACACACACACACACACACACACACAUACAUACACCUUUAGGUUAGGAGGCGGGGCAGGGGCUUUCUUACAAUCUUUAACAUUUGACAUCUUGACCCACGUGCUACAUCUCCACCAUCACACUCUGUCUCAUAUCUCCCCUACUCCUGAACAAUGAUGAUGAUGGCGACUGAGAAAAUGAAGAUGAAGGGAAAAAGAUCAUGAUGGCCUUUUUAAGAUUGUGUCGAUGGCAUUGUUGAUGUCUCUUGUACUGUGUGUAUCCAAACGGCAGUGUUUCCUUGGCUCAGACAGAACACAAACCGAUUGCAGCUGCAUAAGAGAACAUCCUGCGGUCCAAAACGAAAUUGUGAUAUGCCACUGUGGCAGCCCAAAGCAAUCAAACCAAUAAAGAGAUCUCUCAAUCUAUCCCUCAGACCAGGGUGGACCAACCCCA